Molecule: messenger RNA, 2135 nt
Organism: Racocetra persica
Lineage: Eukaryota; Fungi; Glomeromycota; Glomeromycetes; Diversisporales; Gigasporaceae
Source: the annotation of a GenBank genome assembly
AAGCAGGUGGUUCAGGAAAAGGAAAUAUCAAGGAGGAGAAGAGGGGUGAAUAUCCAGAAAUGGUUUUUACUUUCUGGUCCGCUGUCGCUGUUUUAAUGAUUUCAUUAGAGAAAACUCUUGGCAUUCCGGUAAAAAAAUACAAUGAAAACCAAAAACAUUUUGAAUUAGAAACAUUACCAAUGAAAGAAUACCAAGAAAACGAAAGUUUAAAAAACCUACUACAAGGCAAAAUUACAACUGAAAUUACUUUAAAAGCAAGCCAAAGCCGCACCCAAAGCCAAGUAGAUGAUAAAUUCAAAUGCUAUAUUUCCGGCAUAACUUACAAUACCAAGCAAGAAUUAGCCUUGGAGUUAGAGGCUAAUGAUUAUCAUGAACUUAUUUUAAUUUCGGCUUACAGCUGCCCUACUUGCGGACGGUCAGGGAAAGAAAAAGGCAAUUUAGUUUCUACUCUGGAUGUUUACACCCAAUCGGUUUAUCUCACUGAAGACGCUUAUGUCUUUCAAAAUGCCUACUGGCAUAGAAAAUUAAUACCCGAUCCCCAAGGUUAUUUAGAUUUACAGAAACUUUUACACAAAAGGCAAGCUCCAGAAAAAGACGGAAAAUUAGAACUACGAGAGAAAUUAGAAGAAGAUACGGAAAUCACAGCGAAUAGUGGUAAAGGUGAGUGGAAAAAAGAUACUAAUCCCAUCAAUCCCAAACCUUUAGAGAAUCCUAAACCUCAUGAAUUGGAUUUUUUGCGAAGAGUAGAAGGAUUAGUUAAAAAAUAUUUGUCGGCGUAUACUUAUACCCAUGAAAAAUUAAGGAUUAUUUAUGAGGAGGAGUAUUUAAAUGAGAUAAAUAAGGUAGUAGACGAGUUCAACCAUGAGGGAGAUGUAGGCAAAAGUGAAGAUUAUGCUUUUGACCAUUUUAGGUUAAUUGAUCAUAAAGCUGGGGUGAGUGAUUCUGAUUAUAAACUUUACCUCGAACAGGCUUCUAAGCGUAAUUUUUCUGUGAAAGUUGAAAGAUCCGUAACUGUUUUAGAAGCCCUUCUUAAUAGUGGUAGGGAUUUAGAAAAUAGAAGCGACGAAAAUAUUGAACAAAUCAUUAAAUCUUUAAAAGAUGCCAAACCCUUGGUUGAUGAUACUAUGAAGACUAGAAUAGAAAAGACUAUUAGUGGUUUUGGCAAAGAAAUGGCAAGAAGAAAAGGCAAAAAAGAAGAAUACGAACGCUAUGAAAGAGAACGACAGGCUGACCGGCAAAGAUUAGAAAAUAUUGAACGAAACAAUAAUAAUUUACAAGCACAACUUAAUAAUGCGAUUAGUAACAAUAAUACUAGCGAGCAAAAUAGGUUGCGACAAAGGAUUGUCGAAAGCGAAAAUGAGGCACGACGACUGAGAGAGAACAUUAGAGAUUAUGAAAAUAGAUUAAGAAAUCUGGAAAAUCGAAGAAUUGACGGCCAAGAAGUAGAAAAUAACUCCGACAAAUUAUUUAUUCAGUAUGAUGUAGGAAGUAUUUUUACAAAGGGAAAGAUGUCAAAGGGAAUUGGUAGUCUCAUGGGUGGAAUAGGAACUAUUGGUCAAGGUUUAAUUGACGUAGCUACCAAUGUUUUAACUUUUGGUCAUGGAACUAACAUGUUGGGCGGUGGUAGUAUCCAAUAUUUUCAAGCGGAUGUAGGAUCUGUUAAAGGUAGACAUCCCUCAGUGUCCGGAAUUUACUUUUCCGAGUUCGCUACUGAGGAUCAUAGAGGUGGGGGGCCGUUUGGAAACCAAGCAGGCAGUUAUAUCUUACCUUAUUUUUAUGGUUAUAGUAAUGAUGCCAAAGAUGAUGCAGGCAAUAAACUUCGUUUUACCCAGAGCAAGAAAAGAUUUGAAGUAGAUACUCAUAAUUUGCCGGCUCAUUACCUAUAUACUCAUUGCUAUUACAAUUUUCGGAUUUAUGGAGAAGAUUUUGCUAAGAUGUAUGGGGAUUUGAAUACUAAUGACGGAGGAUUAGCUAAAUGGGCGGCUAUGGCAAUUGGCACUUUGGCAUUGAACGCAGGUGGUGCUGCUAUUUCCGGACUGGCUAAUUGUGCUACUGUAUCAGAAGAAGGAGCAAUGAACACCGCCAGGGCUAAAUCAAUUAACCGAGCCGCAGAUGUUCUUACCUUUCGCGAUUGA